AUGAUCACGGACACGACACCACCGCAUUCUUCCGCCACCUCUGAACCAAUUCCCGCCGCGCCUACGCCGGAGGACGAGGACAUGGCUCGCUGCCUUAUGCUCCUCUCCCAAGGCGGAGGAGUCUCGCGUCAUCCUCCUGCCAUCCCCAAGUCGCCGCUGUACAAGGAGGAGGAGAGCGGCUGCGGGAGCAAAUUCUGCAGCAAGAAACCGUUGACGACGGUGGAAGCCGCCGCCGUGAAGAGGCCGCUGUCCUUGUACGAUGAAGAAGACAUUAAUCCUUAUCCGUUCAACAAGACCCCUAAAAUCUCUCCCCCUUUCUCUUCCCUCCAUUUCUACGAUUCCGCCAAGUCCUCCCCCAGGACUCACGAGUGCUCCUACUGCGGCGCCGAAUUCUCGUCCGGCCAGGCGUUGGGCGGCCACAUGAGACGCCACCGUAACUCCACCGCCGCCACCGCCGCCUCGCAGUUGAGCCCGAGCUCUUCCAGCUUCGAGAAAAGGGUACUCCAAAAGGAAGAAAAUAAUGGGAAAGGUUUGAAUUUGGAUCUCAACCUCCUCCCCGCCGGAGAAGAUAAUCAAGAUCAUCGUCGUGCUAGGGAGCCAAUCGUGAAAUGA
This is a messenger RNA of Ipomoea nil (Japanese morning glory), 612 nucleotides long. Its product is annotated as zinc finger protein ZAT5-like. The coding region runs from base 1 to 612 and encodes 203 amino acids. The transcript has a single exon. NCBI's taxonomy places the organism in Eukaryota, Viridiplantae, Streptophyta, Magnoliopsida, Solanales, Convolvulaceae. The record is from RefSeq and is a predicted model, not a curated record.